AUGACAAAUAAAAUUGAAACAACAACAACAACAACAACAUCAAUUGAUGAUGAAUUACUUGUUGAUGUUGUAAGUUUAAAUGGUAAUAGUAGUUUAUGUAUUGAUUCAUCUCAUCAUACAACAUCAUCAUCAUCAUCAACAACAUCUUCAUCAUCACCAAAUCAUUCAAUUGAUUCAAGUCCACAUUCACCAACAUCAUCAUUAUGUGGUGGUACAGAAGAUGAACAUACAAAUUCUUCAACACAAAAAUCAUCAUCAUCAUCAACUAAACAACAUAUUGUUAAACCACCUUAUUCAUAUAUAGCAUUAAUAACAAUGGCUAUAUUACAAUCUCCAUCACGUCGUUUAACAUUAAGUGGUAUAUGUGAAUUUAUAAUGAAUCGUUUUCCAUAUUAUAAAGAACGUUUUCCAGCAUGGCAAAAUUCAAUACGUCAUAAUUUAAGUUUAAAUGAUUGUUUUUUAAAAAUUCCACGUUCACCAGGAAAUCCAGGAAAAGGUAAUUAUUGGACAUUAGAUCCUGCUAGUGAAAAUAUGUUUGAUAAUGGCUCAUUUUUACGUCGUCGUAAACGUUUUAAACGUUUAAAUCAUCAUCAUCAUCAUCAUCAUACAGCUUGUUUUCAUCAUGGAUCUGUUGUAUCAUCAACAGGAGGAGCACCACCAUCAUUUCCUCCAAUACCAUAUCCAUUUAUUCCAACAUCAUCAACAAUAAAACGAUGUUUUCCAUUAUUACCACCACCAUUACCUAUACUUCCUCCACCACCGCCAACAAUACCAAUUAUUCAUCAUAAUCAAAGAUCAAAAACUUCAUUUACAAUUGAUAAUCUUAUUGGAAAUAAUAAAACAUCUUCAUCGUCCUCUUCCUCCUCAUCAUCAUCAUCAUCAACAAAUGUUAAUUCUGUAUUAACGAUAACUAAUCGAGAAACAUUUCGUGUAUGA
Molecule: messenger RNA, 936 nt
Organism: Rotaria sp. Silwood1
Lineage: Eukaryota; Metazoa; Rotifera; Eurotatoria; Philodinida; Philodinidae
Source: the annotation of a GenBank genome assembly